AUGGUGGCCACGGUGAUGGGGGUCGCUGGACAUCCCGGACCUGUUCCGCGCCGGCUGCGUCUGCUCCUCCUGGUACGCCGCCUACUCCGACGUCCGCCGCGUUCCGCAUCCCCAUCACCGACACGGCCCCGUGCCUGCUCUACUCGGCCCGCGGCGACGACGACGCCAGCGCCGCCACGCUCUACAGCGCCACGAGCGGCGCGACGUUCAGGGUCCGCCUGCCGGACCCACCGCUGCGUCUGGCUCGCCACGGCCGACGAGGCGUCCAACCUGCACCUCGUGAACCCGCUCUCAGGCGCGCAGGUGGCGCUGCCGCCCGUCACGACGCUCUACCAUGUGGAGAGCUUCCUGGACGGCGGGGGCAGCCUCGUGUACUCCGUCCAGGAGAGCGAGGACCGGGACAACCCCGAAGAGCCGCCGGUGCAGUACCCGGCGCAGAAGCUGCGCCUGUUUCUGUACUACAAGGUGGUCAUGUCCUGCAGCCCUUCCAAGGGGAGAGACUGCGUCGUCCUCCUCCUGCACCGGCCGGGAUACGGUGGGAUGAUCCAAUCAAAGAUCUUAUGUUCACACCGUCGGGUGAUGUCUUGCAAGUGUGGAGGUUGA
Molecule: messenger RNA, 603 nt
Organism: Miscanthus lutarioriparius
Lineage: Eukaryota; Viridiplantae; Streptophyta; Magnoliopsida; Poales; Poaceae
Source: the annotation of a GenBank genome assembly